ACCUUUCAUUUCCUAUUCCAUCUCUUAUCAUAUAAUUUGAACUCGGAAAUCUCUUCAGACAAAGCAAAUGUACAUUGAGUUAGUUGACUGGUUGUACAAUUGAAAAGAGUUGAAUGUGAGAUUGCAAGCUUAUCAUUUGCUAUCGGCCCUUGGAGAUUCAAAUUAAAUUCCCCAUAAUCGACUGCUCAAACGCGGUGGAAAAUUAACGAUGACAACCGCCACUAAUGAAAUCACAGCUCCUCUCAUUCAGAAGAAUCGGUCAAACAAAACUCAAUCCGAUGCCUCCGGUUCUCAUCAGGUCCCAGCACCGGACUACCUCGAGAACUCGCCGAUCGAGCAAGUGGCUCUCACGGUGCCCGUCACCGACGAUCCUUCUCUUCCGACCCUUACUUUCCGCACUUGGGUUUUAGGAUCCCUAGCGUGCAUCCUUCUCUCCUUCCUCAAUCAGUUCUUUUGGUACCGCAGAGAACCCCUCACCAUCUCAUCCGUCUCCGCGCAGAUCGCGGUAGUCCCUCUCGGUCACCUCAUGGCCGCCACGAUCACGGACAGAGUCUUCUUCAAGGGCCGGAAAUGGGAAUUCACCCUCAAUCCAGGACCAUUCAAUGUCAAGGAGCACGUCCUGGUCACAAUUUUCGCCAACUCCGGCGCGGGAAAUGUCUACGCGAUUCACAUCGUCAGCGCUGUGAAGAUAUUCUACAGGAAGGAGAUGACGUUUUUGGUGGCCUUGCUUGUCGUUUUGACCACACAGGUGUUAGGGUUCGGUUGGGCCGGAAUGUUCAGACGCUACUUGGUGGAGCCUGCCUCCAUGUGGUGGCCGCAGAAUCUUGUCCAAGUUUCGCUAUUCAGGGCAUUGCAUGAGGAAGAGGAAAGGCCUAAGAGAGGGAUAACAAGAAACCAAUUUUUUCUCAUAGCAUUCGUCUGCAGCUUUGCGUAUUAUGUUUUUCCUGGCUACCUUUUCCCAAUGCUGACCUCCAUGUCCUGGAUAUGUUGGAUUUUCCCAACUUCCAUUCUAGCGCACCAGCUAGGUUCAGGGCUUCAUGGAUUGGGUAUUGGGGCCAUUGGAUUUGAUUGGUCUAGCAUCUCUGCUUACCUUGGUAGUCCGCUUGCUAGUCCCUGGUUUGCUACUGUCAACAUUGCCAUUGGUUUUACUCUUGUCACUUAUGUUAUUACCCCAAUUGCCUAUUGGCUCAAUAUUUUCAAGGCCAAGAGGUUUCCCAUUUUCUCGGAUGGUCUAUUUGCUUCUUCGGGCCAAAGGUACAAUAUCUCGGCCAUUACAGACUCAAAUUUUCACUUGGAUAUUGAGGCAUAUGAGCGCGAGGGCCCUCUUUAUCUCAGCACCUUUUUUGCCAUUGCAUAUGGUAUUUGUUUUGCUUGCCUGACUGCCACCGUUGUUCAUGUGUUCCUCUUCCAUGGGAGAGAUAUAUGGGAACUAAGCAAGUCUGCCUUCCAGGAGAAGAGGAUGGAUGUGCACACAAAGAUCAUGAGAAAAUACAAGCAAGUGCCUCAGUGGUGGUUCAUGUGCAUCCUUGUUGCAACCGUUACCGCAACCAUUAUUACCUGUGAGUAUUACAAUGAUCAACUCCAAUUGCCAUGGUGGGGCGUAUUGUUAGCUUGUGGUCUUGCCAUAUUUUUCACUCUCCCUGUUGGAGUCAUAACUGCUACAACGAACCAGACACCAGCGUUGAAUGUGAUCACAGAAUACAUAAUUGGGUAUCUUUAUCCAGGGUAUCCUGUUGCUAACAUAUGCUUUAAAGUAUAUGGAUACAUAAGUAUGAAACAGGGUAUCACCUUUUUGCAAGACUUCAAGCUCGGCCAUUACAUGAAGAUUCCUCCUAGAGCCAUGUUCAUAGCACAGGUGGUUGGUACAAUAAUAGCAGCACUGGCACAUUUAGGAACAGCAUGGUGGCUCAUGGACACAAUUCCAAACAUUUGUGAUAGAGAAUUGCUUCCCAACAGCAGCCCAUGGACUUGUCCCGGUGAUCACGUAUUCUAUGAUGCCUCUGUCAUCUGGGGUCUGAUUGGUCCUCGUAGAAUUUUUGGUGAUCUUGGCCACUACUCUGUCAUAAAUUGGUUCUUUCUAGUUGGCGCCAUAGCUCCUCUCCUAGUUUGGCUUGCACACAAGGCCUUCCCAACCAAACACUGGAUCAAACUCAUCACCAUGCCAGUGCUCUUUGGUGCAACCGUCAACAUGCCACCAGCAACUGCAGUCAACCUCACCAGUUGGGUUCUUAUUGCAUUUGCCUCAGGUUUUAUUGCUUACAGGUAUUAUCGCGGCUGGUGGAGCCGCCAUAACUAUGUCCUUUCCGGGGCACUCGAUGCUGGAUUAGCCUUCAUGGGGGUUUUCUUAUACUUGUGCUUGGAGAUGAACCAUGUCAGCCUUGAGUGGUGGGGAAGUAAUUCAGAUGGAUGUCCAUUGGCUUCUUGCCCAACGGACCCAAAUGUCAUUGGUAAUGGCUGUCCCGUUUUCUGAGUUGUUUUCUGUGGAGUGUUUUCGUUAAGCACUUGUGUCAUGGUGUAGUUCGCAGACCCGUAAAUACGUGUAUAAAUAAUUUUUUUUAAU
Molecule: messenger RNA, 2560 nt
Organism: Rubroshorea leprosula
Lineage: Eukaryota; Viridiplantae; Streptophyta; Magnoliopsida; Malvales; Dipterocarpaceae
Source: the annotation of a GenBank genome assembly